Molecule: messenger RNA, 389 nt
Organism: Entelurus aequoreus (snake pipefish)
Lineage: Eukaryota; Metazoa; Chordata; Actinopteri; Syngnathiformes; Syngnathidae
Product: large ribosomal subunit protein eL29-like
Exons: 4
Coding region: 96-329 (77 amino acids)
Biological process (GO): cytoplasmic translation
Cellular component (GO): ribosome; cytosolic large ribosomal subunit
Molecular function (GO): structural constituent of ribosome
Source: RefSeq, a predicted model, not a curated record
UCUUCCUCGCUGGAUGAAGCUAUUAUUUACUUCCGGGUCUGACUUUCUUCCUCUUCCGGUUGGCGUCCGUUGGUGUGUCAGUUCAUCCAGUCAGAAUGGCAAAGUCGAAGAAUCACACAACUCACAACCAAUCUCGUAAAGCCCACAGAAAUGGCAUCAAGAAGCCCAGAUCUCACCGUUAUGAGUCAUUGAAGGGGAUGGACCCCAAGUUCCUGAGGAACAUGCGCUUUGCCAAGAAACACAACAAGAAAGGCAUGAGGGCACAAAGGAAGGCAGCGGCAGUGGCAGCGGCAGCAGCAGCAGCUGCAGCGCCUGCAGUCGCACCAUAGUCUGUUUUCUAGUCACACAUCUGUGUCACUGUCACAAUAAAGCUAUGCUUUGUUAAAAAA